AUGGCAGCAGUCGCAGAAUUGGCGUUGCUGGAGAAGUCCCUGGGGCUGAAUAAAGGGAACAAAUACAACACUCAUGGCAAGUGCCAGGUUCCAAUUCUUCAAACAAACAAUGGUCCAAAUCUAAUAGGAUUGACGACUAUAGCAGCUCAUUUAGUCAAGCAAGCCAACAAAGAAUAUUUGCUUGGAAGCACUGCAGAAGAAAAAGCAAUAGUUCAACAGUGGUUAGAAUACAGAGUAACUCAAGUAGAUGGACACACCAAUAAAGAUGAUACCCGCAUUCUGUUGAAGGAUCUUAAUUCAUAUCUUGAAGAUAAAGUCUACCUUACAGGAUAUAACUUCACCUUAGCAGAUAUCUUAUUAUAUUAUGGACUUCAUCGUUUUAUAGUUGACCUGACAGUUCAAGAAAAGGAGAAAUAUCUUAAUGUCUCUCGCUGGUUUUGUCACAUUCAGCAUUACACAGGCGUCAGGCAGCACCUGGCUAGUAUUGCCUUCAUCAAGAACAGACUCUAUACUAAUUCCCACUAGAAGUACCCAUGCCACACAGAAGAGCGAUUUCAAAUAUUUUAACUGGAAAGUAUACUCUGGACCAGAGGACUAACGUAAAUUGAUAAG
Molecule: messenger RNA, 612 nt
Organism: Rhinolophus ferrumequinum (greater horseshoe bat)
Lineage: Eukaryota; Metazoa; Chordata; Mammalia; Chiroptera; Rhinolophidae
Product: eukaryotic translation elongation factor 1 epsilon-1-like
Exons: 1
Coding region: 1-525 (174 amino acids)
Biological process (GO): positive regulation of DNA damage response, signal transduction by p53 class mediator
Cellular component (GO): cytoplasm; aminoacyl-tRNA synthetase multienzyme complex; nucleus
Source: RefSeq, a predicted model, not a curated record